GCUUGUAGUGUAUAUACCUAGGUACUAACAAACUUAUAAGCUUCGUAGUGCUCGUCUACCAUUCUUAUUCGUAUCAUCAUCUUUUAUGUCUCAUCAUUCAUAACGACAUUAUUGACGAUGGGGAGGCAAUCUAUUACCAGCGCUGGACCGCGCAGGUCUGCGGAGAUGACAGCAGCAGAUGACGCACUCGCCAAGAUGGGUUACAAGGCCGAGUUACCUCGAAGUCUGAGUAUGCUUUCGGUGCUUGGCUUAUCCUUUGCUAUUGUACGUAGUAGUUAUACUAUAAGUAUUUAUUCAUUCUAACAGAACUCUGUCUAUAUCGCAUCCUAUCCCGAUGACGUCUCGUGACUCAUAUAUCAAUGGUCAUUAUAUAACUGGAUAGCUUCUGGAUAGCUUCUGGAUAGCUUCUGGAUAGCCUCAUGCAAUGUUACUAACACAUAAUAGAUGGCCGUUCCAUACGGUCUCAGCACUACAUUUUACAUAUCGCUAGCAAACGGACAAUCAGUCACCGUUAUCUGGGGCUGGGUACUGCUUUCUCUUCUUUCGACUGCCAUCGCUGCUUCGCUCGCCGAAAUCUGUUCCGUGUAUCCUACUGCGGGUGGCGUUUACUACUGGGCCGCAUUGCUAUCAACGCCUCGCUGGGCCCCGAUUGCGAGUUGGAUCACAGGUUGGCUGACGCUGGUUGGUAACUGGACCGUCACCCUCUCUAUCAACUUCGGCGGUGCGCAGUUGAUUCUCAGUGCCAUUUCGCUAUGGGAUGAGGAUUUUGUUGCCAACGAAUGGCAGACCAUCCUUAUGUUUUGGGCCGUUAUGCUCGUGUGCUACUUGAUUAAUAUUUUUGGAUCUAAAUAUUUGGAUCUUAUCAACACCGUCUGUAUAUACUGGACUGGUGCCUCCAUCGUCAUCAUCUUGAUCGUUCUCUUGGUCAUGUCGCCGAGCAAGAGAAGUGGAGAGUUCGUGUUUGCACACUAUGAUGCCUCGGCGUCGGGCUGGCCAGCCGGCUGGUCAUUUUUCGUCGGUCUCUUGCAGCCUGCAUAUGUGCUGACGGGCUACGGCAUGGUCGCAGCCAUGUGCGAGGAAGUACAGGCGCCUGAGCGCGAAGUUCCCAAGGCUAUCGUCCUGUCAGUCGUGGCGGCCGGUCUUACAGGUCUUAUCUAUCUAAUUCCGGUCCUUUUCGUGCUGCCGGAAGUCCAAACGCUCCUUGACGUCGCGAACGGUCAGCCAGUUGGUCUCAUUUUCAAGACGGCAACAGGAAGUGCCGGGGGUGGCUUCGGAUUGCUAUUCCUCAUCCUAGGUAUUUGGUUAUUCGCCGGCGUUGGUGCGUUGACGGCUUCAAGCCGUUGUACUUACGCUUUUGCACGCGACGGCGCCAUCCCUGGCUCAGGUCUCUGGAGUAAAGUCGAUAAGCGGUUCGAUAUCCCGUUAUGGGCUCUCACUCUAUCGGCGAUUGUAGAUUGCUUAUUAGGCCUCAUUUACUUCGGUUCAUCGGCAGCAUUCAGCAGCUUCACGGGAGUCGCUACGAUAUGUCUCUCAACUUCGUACGGAUUGCCAAUCCUAGUCUCCGUUAUGGGCGGUCGGAAGCAGCUAGAACACGCUUCAUUUUCCCUUGGUCGUUUUGGUUUCGUUAUCAAUGUGACAACGCUGCUAUGGAUUGUCCUUGCCAUCUUCUUAUUCUGCAUGCCGACUAAUCUCACCGGGCUGGACGCCUCCACCAUGAAUUAUGCUAGUGUGGUAUUUGCAGGUUUCGCAGCCAUCAGUAUCAUCUGGUAUUUUGCAUGGGGCCGCAAACAUUUCUCUGGGCCCCCGGUCUUGAAGUCUGAAAUGGUUGAUCAUGGUGUGGGGGUUGUUAGGGGACAAUCUCUAGACGAGGAGGUGGGAGCGAAGGAAGCAAGCACGAAAGAAGGGUCUGAUUCGAAGGUUGUAGGAUAUCCUGUAGGUCUAGCUACCUAAAGUUGAUGAAUCGAAAGGUAAACUACUGUUUCUGUGCUGAUAGUCUAGACAUUUAGGGGUCAAUGCGAAUGGCCCCUUUUUACUAAUAGAGUUAAAUCUAAUAAAAUCACAUCGACGUAGGACGGUGC
Molecule: messenger RNA, 2078 nt
Organism: Daldinia loculata
Lineage: Eukaryota; Fungi; Ascomycota; Sordariomycetes; Xylariales; Hypoxylaceae
Product: amino acid transporter
Exons: 3
Coding region: 445-1950 (501 amino acids)
Biological process (GO): transmembrane transport
Cellular component (GO): membrane
Molecular function (GO): transmembrane transporter activity
Source: RefSeq, a predicted model, not a curated record